This is a messenger RNA of Mytilus californianus (California mussel), 978 nucleotides long. Its product is annotated as carbonic anhydrase 1-like. The transcript is spliced from 8 exons. Gene Ontology annotation, molecular function: zinc ion binding; carbonate dehydratase activity. Lineage: Eukaryota; Metazoa; Mollusca; Bivalvia; Mytilida; Mytilidae. Gene Ontology annotation, cellular component: plasma membrane. The record is from RefSeq and is a predicted model, not a curated record. Bases 46 to 897 code for a protein of 283 amino acids.
AGGAUUUAAGCAUCAGACAGAUAAGGAUUUACACGGCAAGCAAAGAUGAUUGUUUAUUUCUUUCUAGUAUUUCAGCUGUCAGCAGCAAGUGAUUGGUCCUAUGAAGGUCUACAUGGACUAGGCCAUUGGGACAAAGAGUACCCGGACUGUGGCCGACAUCAUCAGUCACCUAUUGAUAUACCAAAUAACCCAACCUUAGAUCAAUCUAUUUUUAUGAAUUUUAAUGGAUUUGAAAACACAAAUGAGUUCAGUCUCACUCUUCGGAAUAAUGGACAUACAGCUGUCGUCAAAGUGGAUUCAGCAAAUCACAGUGUGUUUCUUACGGGAAACCAUCUUCCGGGAAUUAUCUUUAAAACCAUGCAAUUCCAUUUCCACUGGGGAAAAGACAGUACCUCUGGAUCGGAACAUUUGGUAAAAGGUCAAUCGUUUCCAUUGGAGAUGCAUAUUGUGAACUACAAUUACCUUGCUUACAAAUCAAUACAGGAAGCAAUGAAACACAGCGAUGGAUUGGCUGUCAUCGCCAUUCUCUUUGAGACAACAGAAGAAGACAACGAAGACUUGAGACCGCUUAUUGAAGGUUUAGAAAAAGUAAAAUCCAAAGAUUCUGAAUGCAGUAUCGAUUCCUUGUCUCUUUCAAAACUUCUGCCGAAAAACACCCGAUGUUUCUACAGAUACGACGGGAGUCUCACCACACCUGGUUGUUUCGAAAGUGUAACAUGGACAAUUCUGUCACAAACGCAAACAAUUUCAGAGAGACAGCUGGACAAGUUCAGAGCCCUUUGUGACGAUAAUGGACAUCAUCUUAUUAAGUUCAACAACCGUCCUAUUCAGGGCAUUCAUGGAAGAAAGAUAUACACCACAUGUAAAGACCAAGAGCUUUGGAAUAACAAUUUUUAGACUUUCGUUUAAAUGAAACAUCUUUAAUUGAACGUAUUAAUUAAACUACUUCAAUGGAUUGAUAAUAAAUAUUUAUAGUGA